Molecule: messenger RNA, 1980 nt
Organism: Perognathus longimembris pacificus (Pacific pocket mouse)
Lineage: Eukaryota; Metazoa; Chordata; Mammalia; Rodentia; Heteromyidae
Gene: Zcchc4
Product: zinc finger CCHC-type containing 4
Exons: 13
Coding region: 11-1552 (513 amino acids)
Biological process (GO): rRNA methylation
Cellular component (GO): cytoplasm; nucleolus
Molecular function (GO): zinc ion binding; nucleic acid binding; rRNA (adenine-N6-)-methyltransferase activity
Source: RefSeq, a predicted model, not a curated record
CGGCGGGAAGAUGGCUGCCUCCAGCGACGGCCUCGAAGCUGGGGCGGCUGACGGGAGGCCGGGGUGCUCGGGCAGCUCAGGAGUGGAGGUGGUGUUUCCUUCGGGUCCUGCCGCCCCAGCCCCGCUGUGCCCUCACGGACCAACUCUUCUGUUUGUAAAGGUGAACCAAGGGAAGGAAGAAACACGGAGGUUUUAUGCCUGCUCAGCCUGUAGAGAUAGGAAAGACUGUAGUUUUUUCCAAUGGGAAGAUGAAAAGUUGUCAGAAGCUAGACUUGCUGCCCGAGAAGCUUUUAACCAAAGCUGUCAGCCGCCACUCUCCCGGAUGCAGUGUGUGGAAAGGCUGCUGAGGUUUGUUCAGCUGCCCUGGUCUCAGAGGAAGUUCUGCAGAAGAUGUCAGCAGCUGCUGCUCCCCGAGGACUGGGGGGAGCAUGGCGGACACGAGCUGCGGGCCCAAGUCUCCGAAGCCCAGCUCCAAAGGCCCAGUCAGCUCCUUCACCCUCUGGAAAACAAGAAGACCCAUGCCCAGUAUCUGUUUGCGGACAGGACCUGUGGCUUCCUGGUACGCCUCCUUUCCACCCUCGGGUUCAGAAGAGUGCUGUGUGUUGGAACACCAAGGUUGCAUGAGUUGAUCAGGCUGACAGCAGCAGGUGACAAGAAGUCUGACAUCAAAAGCCUUUUAUUGGAUAUUGACUCUCGGUAUUCGCAGUUUUAUAUGGAAGAUAGCUUUUGCCAUUAUAACAUGUUUAACCAUCAUUUCUUUGAUGGAAAGGCCGCCCUUGAUGUAUGCAGAGCAUUCUUACAGGAAGAUGCAGGUGAUGGAGUCAUUAUGGUCACAGACCCUCCUUUUGGUGGCUUGGUUGAGCCUCUGGCUAUCACAUUCAAGAAGUUAAUUGCUAUAUGGAAGGAAGGUCAAAACCAAGAUAACAGCUACAAAGAAUUGCCUAUUUUCUGGAUAUUCCCUUAUUUUUUUGAGUCUCGGAUAUGUCAGUUUUUCCCUAGCUUCUCCAUGCUGGAUUAUCAGGUAGAUUAUGAUAAUCAUGCACUUUAUAAACAUGGAAAGACAGGGCGGAAACAGUCGCCUGUGCGUAUUUUCACCAACAUUCCACCCCAUAAGAUAAUCCUUCCCACCGAAGAAGGGUACAGAUUUUGCCCUCUGUGUCAGCGGUACGUUUCCUUUGAGAAUCGACACUGUGAGCACUGCAAUUCUUGCACAUCCAAGGAUGGCAGGAAGUGGAAGCAUUGCUUCCUCUGCAGGAAGUGUGUAAAGCCUUCCUGGAUCCACUGUAGCGUUUGCGGUCACUGUGCUGUCGCAGAUCAUUCCUGUGUGGGGCCAAGAGCUGGCUGCUUUAUUUGUGGCAAGUCAGAUCACAAACGCAGCACUUGUCCUAAUGUCUGCCUCUCUCGGGGAGCUAACAGGGCUGUCAGAAAGCAGAAGCAAAGAAAAAGUAAUAAGAUGAAAAUGGAGGCCACUAAAGGACAGUCCAUGAAUCAAACAUCUGUUAUCAGGAGAAAGAAGAGAAGGGAGAGAGUCCAUCAAUAUCUUUGCUCUUAAAUGUCCAGUGACUUGAGAAUAAGAAAGAUUUAUAGUCCAACCUUUGAUGCCAUUUUCUACAAGUGCCACAGUGGAGUUAAAUUCAGUCGCUUUCAAAGGUAUGCACCUUCCUGAGCUCCAUAACGGGCAGGUGGCAUUUGCUGUUCAUAGUCCCCUUCUCUGCCUCCUGGGAGACCUGGGGAAAUUGCCGUCCUUGGCUGCUUUCCUGGCCCUCUCUUCAUGCUUUCUCUCUCUUUAAGUCUCUCCCAGUUUUAAUUAUUUUGGCCCCUUUGUCUAAAAAAAUGGGCAUUCAAAGUUCUUUGCAGACCGUGUCAGAAGAAAAUGGAAGUGAAAACCUGUGAUCUUUUAUGUUAAGAUGUGAAUUUUUUGUUGUUCUUAAAUAUUUGGAAAUGGUUUAAACUCCUUUCAAAUAAAAGUGGAUAUACAUA